Funneliformis mosseae is the source of this 263-nucleotide messenger RNA. The record is from the annotation of a GenBank genome assembly. NCBI's taxonomy places the organism in Eukaryota, Fungi, Glomeromycota, Glomeromycetes, Glomerales, Glomeraceae.
CGGAUCCAAUAAAAUCAAAUGAAAAAAAUGAUCAUUAUGAUAGUUUCGAUUCAUUAUAUGAGAUUGUAACUACAGAAAAAUUUAGACCAUCUUUGAUUAAUGUUCAAAAUCGUGAAGAGCGUGGAUCUGCAAGUAUGUAUAUUAAUACAAAAGUUCGUGAUGUUGUAGAAUGUAAUUAUUGUGGAAAAUUACGAUGUCUUUUUAGUGAUACAAAAUUAACAAAUGAAGAGAUUACUUCCUAUAAAAUAGCUAUUCAAACUUAG